AUGCACGGUCCUAGGUUGGAAGAUCUACUUCCCAUGCAUAAGGAUUUGACUAUAUUUAAAAGCCUACGAGGAUACGUCACAAUAUUUGCUCCAACCAACCUCGCUUUCUUUAAUUACAAGCUUGCAAUCAAAAACUUGGAAGAAGACCAAAUUCAGCUCGUCGAUGAUACAAUGAGACGAUUAAGAUUUCAAUAA
Molecule: messenger RNA, 195 nt
Organism: Paraglomus brasilianum
Lineage: Eukaryota; Fungi; Glomeromycota; Glomeromycetes; Paraglomerales; Paraglomeraceae
Source: the annotation of a GenBank genome assembly